UAGGCUGGAGGAUUGUGGCUAGACACCGUGUACCGUUGAAAAGCUUUGCGAAUGCUAGCAGCGACUAGAGCAAUCGUGAGUAGGCGCCUUCAGUCCACAAAAGCACUUCUGGGUUGUGGAAGUAAUGUUAUAGACAAGUUCUUCAAAGUAGAAGCUCUUCCCAAACCUGGAGAAAAAGGAUAUUUCGCGAGUUCAGAGCGAAUUCUGGAACGAAGUUUAGUGGGAGGCGUGACUCUUAAUCAUCUGGCGUGGGCUGCUUUGCUGGGAGUUCCAGCAAGUUUGUUGGCUUUACAAGGAGAUGAUCAAUCAGGCAGAUUUAUAAGAUCUGCUCUCUCACAGCAAUAUCAUGUGGAUACCAGCUUCAUCAAAGUUAGCAAAGACUACACUACAUCAGAGUGUUUUGUUUUCAUACAACGGGAUGGAGAGCGUUCCAUUAUCAUGGCACCUGCUGCCACGUCCCUCAUAGAUGGAGCUGCCAUAGAUCAGUACUUUGCUGAUGCUGUCCGAGAUCAUGCUUUGAUGGUAUCAUCUGAAAUAUCUCAAGUUCCUCACUCUGGGGUGCUGAAAUUACUGCAAACUGCGAAGCGGUUUGGUAUUACAUCAGUACUGGAUUUAGAUGUGUCUCCAAGUGUAGCUGUUAACCAGGCAAAACUUGGCAGUAUGGAAGAUUUGCUAAGUUGUGUUCACACCGCUGAUAUUCUUAAACCAGCGAGACAUGCAGCUGAGGAGCUGUACGUUCAUCUGCAAUCUAGUAGCUCCAUUGAGCAAGUCAGGUCCAUGUCAUCGACAGAAUUAGUAGAUAGAAUAAGGCAGCUGUGUAAAUCUCAGAUGGUGGCAAUGACUGCAGGAAGUGAAGGUUGUGCCAUUUCCACGCAGCAACAUCUUGUUCAGGUUCCUGUUGUUCCAUUGGAUACAGUGGUUGACGCCACUGGAGCAGGAGACGCUUUCCUUGGGGGUCUUCUUGCCGGUCUGUAUCACAGAGGGUUUCCGCAAACCAAGGAAGACUUGACUGAGCUGGGGCGUGCUGCCAACCUGACCGGUUCAAUUUGUUGUCAGAUUCUUGGGGCCGUUCCGGAUGAUUUUGCAAGGAAAGAACUUAAAGGAGAAAUAAACAAAGUUUCGUCAUGCUCACCUACUGUAGGGAUGCAGCCAAACAUUGAAGAAUUCGAAAAAAGUUUGGAGACCGAUGGGCUGGCUGCUUCUCAGCUAGUUGGCUAUACGGAUAGUCAAUCAGUGGAUGCCUUCGUUGAUAUUUUAUUUCAAUGCCAAGGAAAUGUGGUAUUAUCGGGACUCGGCAAGUCUGGUAUUGUAGGCCAGAGAAUGGCGUCUUCUCUGGCUUCAACAGGAACUCCAGCACAUUUUGUAAUUGCGUCGGAAUGGGCACAUGGAGAUUAUGGGAAGGUACGCCGAAAUGCAGACGUAGUCGUUUUUGUGUCUCACAGCGGUAGAACAACCGAAUGUUGCGAAGCUGCUCGGUACCUUGUAUCUCUCGGAAUCUCCGUCUUGUCAAUCGUUGGAAGCAAAGAUUCUCCACUGGCUCUCGAGUCAGAUAAAUGUAUUUCGUACGAUUUGACGGUAUCCGAACCUUUGGGUGGUGUUCCAACUUCUUCCAUUGUACUUCAAGAAAUGCUUGCCAACGCCGUCAUUCGAGAAUUGCUAAAGCGUCGGAAGUUCAGCAAGGAAGAUUUCGGUCGCUUUCAUCCCGGCGGUUCACUGGGGACGAAGUUUCACAGCAUGUGACUUUCGUGCGUGCGCUAAUUAGUGC
Molecule: messenger RNA, 1765 nt
Organism: Corticium candelabrum
Lineage: Eukaryota; Metazoa; Porifera; Homoscleromorpha; Homosclerophorida; Plakinidae
Exons: 20
Coding region: 52-1740 (562 amino acids)
Biological process (GO): carbohydrate derivative metabolic process
Molecular function (GO): carbohydrate derivative binding
Source: RefSeq, a predicted model, not a curated record